ACUAUCCAGGUUAUACAGACAAGGUCGUGUGUUUCGCCUGUGGAUGUAGCCUGCAUCGAUGGAGGCCCGAGGCCGACCCCUGGGUGCAGCAUGCGCGACACGCCCGUCACUGUGUGUAUGUGAAGCAGCACAAGGGAGAUAACUUUGUAUUGGAGGCUCAGCAGGCUGAGGCUCUGACAGAGAAGGACACAGUUGAAGACCAGUGCGGCACCCCAGGGAGCCCGGGCCACACCCUCCCCACUCCGCCCCGGUCUGGACAUGGCGGCCAUCAAGGCAGCCCUGGCAUGUCAGUAUGAUGUACAACAAAUCCGACAGGCUGUUCUCAAAUUCUUUAUCUUGUCCCGUGGGUUUUACCCCAAUGAGGCGCUGCUCCUCGGCACACUGCGAGCCUCUGAUGCCAACUUCACCCAGCUUCAGAGACUAAUGGAGUCGACCCACACCAAGGACCUGAGUCUUAUCAGACAGACCGAGGAGAUCCAGCAGAAGGACCAGCUGCUGGAGAGGAGCAAGGAGGAGAUAGAGCGGACCCACGAGGAGUACCACACAGAGCUGAGUCGGGAGCAGGCGCAGAGACGGUGUGAUAUGCAGGCCCUGACUGCCAGGCUACAGGCCCAGGCCCAGGUCAUCCAGAGACAGGGGCAGAUGGUGCAGGACAAGUACCUCCAGCUGCAGGACAAGGACCUCCAGCUGCAGGACAAGGACCACCAGCUGGGACACCAGGGAGAGGAGCUGGACAGGAAACAGAGGGAGCUGAACAGUCUGGCUGUGGAGAUGAGGAGACAGGCCCAGGAGAACAGGCGGAAGGAUGAAGAGAUGAGGAGACAGGAAGAGGAGACAGGCAGAGGAGCUGGAGAGAAUGAGGCAGCUGCUGCAGGCUAACAACAUAGAGAACAAUGGACCAGUCAACAACGCCGCUGCUGUUAAUGCUGCUGCUCCUGUUGCCCCGGUUGUCCCCGCCGACCCUGCCUACGC
Haliotis rubra (blacklip abalone) is the source of this 972-nucleotide messenger RNA. RefSeq names its product golgin subfamily A member 6-like protein 7. The coding region runs from base 259 to 879 and encodes 206 amino acids. The record is from RefSeq and is a predicted model, not a curated record. The transcript is spliced from 5 exons. NCBI's taxonomy places the organism in Eukaryota, Metazoa, Mollusca, Gastropoda, Lepetellida, Haliotidae.